Molecule: messenger RNA, 2291 nt
Organism: Suncus etruscus (white-toothed pygmy shrew)
Lineage: Eukaryota; Metazoa; Chordata; Mammalia; Eulipotyphla; Soricidae
Gene: P3H3
Product: prolyl 3-hydroxylase 3
Exons: 15
Coding region: 1-2181 (726 amino acids)
Biological process (GO): collagen metabolic process
Cellular component (GO): endoplasmic reticulum
Molecular function (GO): iron ion binding; procollagen-proline 3-dioxygenase activity; L-ascorbic acid binding
Source: RefSeq, a predicted model, not a curated record
AUGCUGCGGCUCCUUCGCCUCCUCCUCCUGCUCCUGCUGCCUCCCCCGGGGUGCCCGGAGCCCCCCGGCCUGGCCUCCGUGUCCCCGGGGGCGCCCCUGCAGCCCCCCGACUUGCUCUACGCCGACGGGCUGCGCGCCUACGCGGCCGGGGCUUGGGCACCGGCCGUGGCUCUGCUGCGGGAGGCGCUGCGGGGCCGGGCCGCGCUGGGCCGCGCGCGGCGGGAUUGCGGGGCGCGCUGUGCGACCGAAGCGGGCUCGGGGACCCUCCACACCCCGCACCCCGAGCCGGGGCGGGCUGCCUGGGAGCCGCUGCUCCUGCGUUCCGCGCUGCGCCGCGCCGAGUGCCUGACCCAAUGCGGGGCGCAAAGGCUGGGCCCCGGGGGCGCGGCGCGGUUCCGCGUGGGCAGCUCGCUGCGGGCCGCUUUCCGCCGCCGGGAACCCUACAACUACCUGCAGAGAGCCUACUACCAGCUGAAAAAAUUGGACCUGGCGGUGGCCACAGCCCACACCUUCCUUGUAGCCAACCCCACGCACCUGCAGAUGCGGGAGGACAUGGCUAAGUACAGGCGGAUGUCCGGGGUGCGACCCCAGAGCUUCCGGGACCUGGAGACUCCCUCCUACUGGGCAGCCUAUGACAAAGGCCUAGAGCUCUUAGAACGCCAGGAGACGAGCCUGGCACUGCCCUGGUUGGAGGAGGCCCUGCGAGAGAGCCUGGCAGAGAUGGAGAGCUGCCGGGCUGGCUGUGAGGGGCCUGAAGAACAGCAGAAGGAGGACGAUGAGGAGGAGAAGGCAGGGACUGGCAGCCAGGGAGGCCUUUAUGAGGCCAUUGCUGGGCACUGGAUUCGGGUCCUGCAGUGCCGACAGCGCUGCGUGGAGGACACAGCCACGAGGCCCGGUCGCAAUUUCCCUGUCCCAGAUUUCCUUCCCAGCCAGCUGCAGCGGCUGCAUGAGGCCUAUGCACAAGUGGGGAACCUGUCUCAGGCUGUAGAAAAUGUCCUAAGUUUCCUGCUCUUCUAUCCAGAGGAUGAGGCAGCCAAAAAAGCCUUGGACCACUACCAGGCCCAGCUAGGAGAGCCAAGACCCGACCUCGGGUCCAGAGAGGAGAUCCAGCUCUUCAUCCUGCGGUCCCUAGGGGAGAAGAGGCAGCUUUUUUAUGCAGCGGAGCACCUGGGGACGAGCUUCAAAGAUCCUGACCCCUGGACCCCAGCAACUCUCAUCCCUGAGGCCCUCCGAGAAAAGCUCAGAGAGGAUCAGGAGAAGAGGCCUUGGGACCACGAGCCCCCCCAGUCCAAGCCCUUGGCACACUGGAAGGAUGUUCUCCUCCUGGAGGGGGUGACCUUGACCCAGGAUGCAAGACAGCUGAACGGGACGGAACGGGUGGUGCUGGAUGGGCUGCUCACACCAGCUGAAUGCGGGGAACUGUUGCAGCUGGCCGAGGAUGCAGCAGGAGCUGGAGUCCAGGGCCGCAGAUCCCCUCAUACCCCCCAUGAACGCUUCCAGGGGCUCACGGUGCUCAAGGCUGCGAAGCUGGCCCAGGCCGGGACUGUGCGGGGUCAGGGCGCUCGGUUGCUGCUAGAGGCCAGCGAGCGUGUGCGCACCGUGACACAGGCCUAUUUCUCCCCGGAGAGGCCCCUGCACCUCUCCUUCACCCACCUGGUAUGCCGGAGCGCCAUCGAAGGAGAGCAGUCACAGCGCAUGGAUCUGAGCCACCCCGUGCAUGCUGACAACUGUGUCCUGGACCCCGAUACGGGGGAAUGCUGGCAGGAGCCCCCUGCAUACACCUACCGGGACUACAGUGGCCUGCUCUACCUCAAUGAUGAUUUCCAGGGUGGAAACCUGUUCUUCACAGAGCGUGAUGCUCUCACUGUGAAGGCUCAGGUUCAUCCUCGCUGUGGACGGCUCGUGGCCUUCAGCUCAGGUGGCGAGAACCCCCAUGGGGUUUGGGCCGUGACUCGGGGCCGGCGUUGUGCUCUGGCCCUGUGGCAUACAUGGGCACCUGAAUACAGGGAGCAGGAGUGGACUGAGGCCCAGGAGCUGCUGAAGGAGUCUGAAGAAGAGGUGUCAGAGGAGGAGGAGGAAGAAAAGGCCAGUAGAGACCCUUCCCCAGAACCCCCCAGUCGACGACUCCCGCAGACCCAUGACAAGGCUGGGAAGCUGCGGCGAGUUCGAGAGGAGCUGUGAGGAUGAAGACAGAGCCAGCUCCAUGCAGUUCUGAACACUUGGUCACAUUCAGAUCAACUCCACCCCCCACCCCCCUCAGAAUGGGAGCCGAGCCAAAGACUCUGCCUGCA